AUGAACGGCAGUGCAGCGACGGUGAAUGGUACCGUCAAUGGUACCAACGGUUCUCUUAAUGGAAUUGGCGCUGCUCCACGUACAGCUACACUUGGAACUCCAAGCAGUUAUGCAUAUACAUCCAGCGGCUCCUUACUUGGUAGAGGAGGGUCGGCAAGACCAGUGCCGCCACCGACGUUGCCCAAAUACAGUGGGUCGUUUAGCGCUGGUAGUGUUAGUUCUGCCGGAUUGAGGGAAAGGGAUAGGGAAGGUACAGGUGGUUCUCACAGAUUAGCAAGUUUAGAAAGAUUAGCACUUCGACAGAGGAUUAUAGAACAAAGUGCAAAUAACCAGAUAGUUACUGGUGCGCUCAAUAAUUCCACUACCAGUACUGGACCCACCUCAGCUACAGUCACCCUCACCGACACGGCUACAUUACAAAGUAAACGCGAGCUGUUCUUCAAGUCUGAAUCAGUAAGCAGCGGCGGGGUGAGCGCAACAGGGCUGCCAAACACUACGCCGCCCGCUCCGCCGCUAGCGCCCUCGUCCCUUAAGGACGCGCUCGCUAAACGCUCGGCGACUCUCCCGGAGCCACAAGAGAACAACCACGUAGAAGCGAAUGGUACAGCGAAGUUGAUUAGUAGCGCAUCAGUUGACAUAAAACCUAACCCGCCACAGAUGCCCGCCCCGCCGGUACCGACAUCAGCUCCGCCUGCUGCGCCACUCAGGAGUACAGAGAAUAUAAUUAAGAAACCAGAUCACCCACCAGUCGCCCCAAAACCAGAACUACCUAAAAUAGAAAAACCCAAAACCAAAGAACUAGAUGGUUACGUCGGAUUUGCAAAUCUCCCGAACCAAGUAUACAGGAAAGCUGUCAAAAAGGGCUUUGAAUUCACUUUGAUGGUUGUUGGUGAAACCGGUUUGGGAAAGUCGACAUUAAUAAACUCGUUGUUUCUGACCGAUGUUUACGAUAAGGACAAACACCCUGGUCCAUCGCUCCGGGUUAAGAAGACAGUUGGUGUGGAGACUAGUAUUGUACUGUUGAAGGAAAAUGGCGUUAAUCUAACGUUGACGAUCGUUGAUACGCCAGGAUUUGGGGACGCGGUGGAUAAUAGUAACUGCUGGCAACCGAUCAUCGACUUCGUGGAAUCGAAAUACGAAGAGUUUCUCAACGCGGAGUCUCGCGUGACGCGUCAAGCGGCGCCACCUGACACGCGAGUCCAUUGCUGCCUCUACUUUAUUGCGCCGAGCGGACAUGGGUUGAAACCCCUCGAUGUAGAGUUCAUGCAGCGGCUCGGCGAUAAAGUCAAUAUAAUACCAGUUAUUGCUAAAGCGGAUACCAUGACGCCAGAGGAGUGCAUGGAAUUUAAAGAGCAGAUAAUGAAAGAAAUAAAUCAGCACAAGAUCAAAAUCUAUGACUUUCCGGAGAGUACGGGUGAGGAGGGCGAAGGAGAUGCGACUAAGACGCUUCGGAACAGAGUGCCAUUCGCGGUGGUCGGUGCCAACACGGUCAUCGAACAGGAUGGAAAACGUAUUCGGGGCCGGAAGUACCCUUGGGGUAUUGCGGAGGUUGAAAAUCUCGAGCACUGCGAUUUCUUGGCGCUACGGAACAUGGUAAUAAGGACUCAUCUUCAGGACCUGAAAGAUGUUACCAGCUCAGUCCACUAUGAAAAUUAUAGAUGUCGCAAGUUAGCUGGUCUUUCACACGACGGCAAACCGCACAGGAUCAAUUCUAAUAAGAAUCCGUUAGCUCAGAUGGAGGAGGAAAAGAGGGAACAUGAUCAGAAAAUGAAGAAAAUGGAAAGUGAAAUGGAACAGGUGUUUGAGUCCAAAGUCCGCGAGAAACGUGCAAAGCUCAAAGAGUCCGAAGCUGAAUUGGCUAGACGGCACGAAGCCACGCGACGCGCUUUGGAGGCCCAAGCGCGGGAGUUGGAAGAGAGACAGAGGGCGCUGCAAGCGGAACAAUCUGCCUGGGAGAGGGAGACCGGGCUCUCGCUUGACGAUCUGCGACGCCGAUCUUUGGAGGCCAAUAGCAAGGAAACAAUGGACAAGGAAAAGAAGGAUAAGAAAAAGAAAGAUUGGUCAUUUAAGAAUGUCACGAGCGGUAUAGCACUAUAA
This is a messenger RNA of Pieris macdunnoughi, 2097 nucleotides long. NCBI's taxonomy places the organism in Eukaryota, Metazoa, Arthropoda, Insecta, Lepidoptera, Pieridae. The record is from the annotation of a GenBank genome assembly.